Danaus plexippus (monarch butterfly) is the source of this 1558-nucleotide messenger RNA. RefSeq names its product Krueppel-like factor 6. NCBI's taxonomy places the organism in Eukaryota, Metazoa, Arthropoda, Insecta, Lepidoptera, Nymphalidae. Gene Ontology annotation, biological process: regulation of transcription by RNA polymerase II. The record is from RefSeq and is a predicted model, not a curated record. The transcript is spliced from 2 exons. Gene Ontology annotation, molecular function: RNA polymerase II cis-regulatory region sequence-specific DNA binding; DNA-binding transcription factor activity, RNA polymerase II-specific. Bases 200 to 1045 code for a protein of 281 amino acids.
UGGUCGCCGGUCGACGGUCGAGUGGCGCAGCCAGCAGAUAAUCGUCGAUCGCUGUUAUCACACGUCCGCAGCUCUGUCCGCCGCACUCGGUUCACAGAGCGCGAACCACGCAGUCCGCACAUACGUUAUACAAAAAAAUAUUUACUAAACACAUGCGUUGAGCAAUUUGUAUCAAUAUUUUGCAUAAUUUUUAGUAACAAUGUUCCGCGAGAACGGUUGGCUUCGGGAUGAAGCGUUACUGAGUGACAGUUUACUUUUCGAGUACUCUCCCGCUGAAAGCCUGAUCAAUUUUGAGUUACCAACAAAUUUUAACACAGAACUCAACGACUGGCAACUCUGUGAUCUGGAUAUUCCUUGUGAUGAUUUAGUUAACGGUUUGAACGACACGAACACAUCAAGUUUUGAAGAUGGUUCACCCGUGCUGUUUGACUUCGACGAAUUAGACAAAAACAUAGACUUGGACGACUACCUCCUUGAGGCUUUAACUAGUGACAAAUCCAGCGACAUUCAAACGUCAGGGUCAGAUUCGACGGAAAGCAGGAAUGACGGCGCUCUCGGACGACUCUCAGUUUUAGGGAUCGAUUUGGAAUCGACGAGUGUUCAAGACAUUCAAUAUACGCCGAGGGUUUACAAAAGAAACUUAGAAAAAGUGCAAAGUGUACAGGAAACGAAAGUAAGAUCGUGGGGAGAGCCGACCUUCUGCUCGGAAGUGGGAGCCUUCCGUUGUCCGGUCGAAGACUGUGGUAAAUUGUACGCGAAAGCAUCUCACGUUCGCGCACAUUUACGUCGUCACAGCGGCGAGAAGCCUUACAGGUGCACGUGGGGUGGUUGUAACUGGCGCUUCGCUAGAUCCGAUGAGUUGGCGCGACACCGUCGGAGUCACUCAGGCGAUAAGCCUUACCGAUGCCAAGAAUGCGGGAAGAGAUUCGCGAGAUCAGACCAUCUCGCCAAACACGGGCGAGUGCACGCCAGGAGAGCAGCGGCCGCCGCGGCCGCCGCCAAGAGGGCCAACGCGCAUACAUACAGGACGAGAAGACUCCUGUGAACUCACCGCUCACUGCAAUGUUAACUUAAGAACAGAUCGCGCGGGCGCGAAUAUCUACGAGUUAUAUGCAAUAAUUUAACUUACUUAGAUUUAAUUUUAGGUAAUAAUACCUAUCCAAAGAGUUUUUAUUAGUACAUUAAUAAUUGAUAAUUAAUUUAUAUUAAUGCUUUGAUCCAUGAAUCUCAGUGUGUGCUAUGCAGUAUAAUAGAUAAUGUAAUGUCCGUUAAGUAUGUCCUAGCUAGGUAAUUGAACUUUUGUUUAUAAAUAUUUUAUACAUAAUCAUAUCUCGUACUUAGUGUGGCCAUUACCGAGAAAAAUAAGAACUUAGUGAUAAUAUUGAAUAAAAAUAAAUACCAACACUUCCAACAUUGUGCUCGAGUACGUCACGUUAUUUUUAUUUAUUUCACUCAGUACGUGAGCAUCUCAAAGUUGCUAGACAAUCUAACAGAAUGAGAAUAAACUUUAAAACUACAACAAUUUAUAUGAAAUCCUGAAGAAAUAUCUUAUAUAUAU